AUGUCAAACCCCGCCAUCGAAGAGAUCCACAUUGUGACCAUUAACGUAAAGAUUGGUAUUUUCAACGGUCCAUUGAGACCUGAGAACAACUGGGACGAAAGGCCGUGGACGGAGCGGAAGUCUCGUCUCGUAGAUGCCCUCUUGUCGACUGGCCCGCUUGACAUCCUCGGCGCUCAAGAAGUGUACAACUGGCAGCUCAAAGACCUCGCCGAGCUCCUCGGCCCCAGCCCGAUCUUUUACGAUUGCACCAAAUUCGAUGUGGUCAAAUGGGGUACUACAUGGCUUUCGACGACCCCUGAAAUCCCCGGAUCUAUCGGAUGGGAUGCGGAAAUUACCCGUAUCGCCACUCUACUCACUCUCAAAUACAAAGAUCCUUCCAAGAAGGGAGAGCUCGUACACGCUGUCAACACUCAUUACGAUCACAAAGGUACCACCGCUCGGGCGGAAAGUAGUCUUCUGGUCAGGUCUUCUAUCCGAAAAUGGGUGGAAGACAUAGAGCAGAAGGAGAAGCCCAGUAAGGUCGGCCCUGUCGUCUUCUUCGGUGACUUCAACUCCCCUCCCGAUGAGGACGGCUACCAGAACAUGACCUCUCUCCAUCCCUUGCCUUCCGGCGAACCAUCUAUCACAUUCAUCGACACCUAUACCCAUCUCCUCUCCCUCUCAUCCGCAUCCCCUCCCUCCACCUCAUCAUCCCCUCUGAGCCCCCUUCAAACCCGCCCGUACGGCCCCGCAUUCACCUACACCGACUUUGCCCCACCCAACGCACCCCAAGCCAAGCGCAUUGACUUCAUCCUCCUCGGCGCCGAGGUUGACGACGAGGCCAACAGAGGGACGGUGAGGGGAGGAUGGGAUGUUUUGAGGUAUGCGUGUAUCGAUAAUUAUGUGGAGGGUGAUGUGGAUGGGUGGAAUGCGAGGUGGAGUGAUCAUAGGGCUGUAAGAGCUACCAUUGCGAGGCUCGAUUGA
Messenger RNA from Cryptococcus amylolentus CBS 6039, 963 nucleotides. RefSeq lists its product as hypothetical. The coding region runs from base 1 to 963 and encodes 320 amino acids. NCBI's taxonomy places the organism in Eukaryota, Fungi, Basidiomycota, Tremellomycetes, Tremellales, Cryptococcaceae. The record is from RefSeq and is a predicted model, not a curated record. Gene Ontology annotation, molecular function: 3'-5'-RNA exonuclease activity. The transcript has 6 exons.